GGGAAGAGAGGUGCCGCACAAGAGCAAAGAAAGCAAGAGAAAGGAGAACUGUCCGCAGGGAGAACUUCCAAUGUGUUGGCCUUCUGGUGAGACUCAUAUCUCGCGUUAUACACAUUCCAAAGAGGCGUGAGAGGUGUCCACUGAAAGCUCUCGAAGAGAGGAAUCCAAUGGCGUGUGGUGUGAAGAAAACGGAUCAGGUUAAGGCCUCCAAAGCAUCCGAACAGAACGCAACUUCGCAGAAUACGUUUUUGGUAUUCAAAGGAGCGAAUUCGCCGGAAAACACCCGUUCUAGGGGCUGUUUUCGUGUCUUCAGUUAGGAGUUGAACAAGCACCUUGAAGAGGCUGUUUAACACCUAUUUAUAAUCAAGGAAUCAAUUCUCAAACCCCCUUGGCCGAAGCUUGAGCAUUGGGUUGAGAAGGAACAAAUUAAAGCUCAUUUGAGGUUGAGGCUAGAGCUUGCUACCUGUGCUUGUUGAUCGGGCGAUCAUCUCGGAGAGGAAGACUUGGUUCGUGCUUCCUCCAUUCUGAUUUUAAACAUUUUUAAAACAUGCUCAUGGAUAUUGUUUUUCAUUAUGGAGCAUGUGUGCUCGUGUUUGCCCCGUGUGGCACUUGUAUCCAAACUAUGAUUUUCGC
This is a messenger RNA of Cuscuta europaea, 633 nucleotides long. The record is from the annotation of a GenBank genome assembly. NCBI's taxonomy places the organism in Eukaryota, Viridiplantae, Streptophyta, Magnoliopsida, Solanales, Convolvulaceae.